AUGAAGUUAAGUCGCCAGUUCACCGUGUUCGGCAGCGCGAUCUUCUGCGUCGUAAUUUUCUCACUCUACCUGAUGCUGGACAGGGGUCACUUGGACUACCCUCGGGGCCCGCGCCGGGAGGGCUCCUUCCCGCAGGGCCAGCUUUCAAUAUUGCAAGAGAAGAUAGACCAUUUGGAGCGCUUGCUAGCUGAAAAUAAUGAGAUCAUCUCAAAUAUCAGAGACUCAGUCAUCAACCUGAGCGAGUCCGUGGAGGACGGUCCGAAAGGUUCACCAGGCAAUGGCAGCCAGGGCUUGGCACGCUUGCUUUCCUCACAGUCAGCCCUCCAGGUUGACCCCAAGGAUUGUCUGUUUGCCUCACAGAGUGGAAGCCAGCAUCCAGAUGUGCAGAUGUUGGAUGUUUAUGAUCUGAUUCCUUUUGAUAACCCAGAUGGUGGCGUUUGGAAGCAAGGAUUUGACAUUAAGUAUGAAGCUGAUGAGUGGGACAGUGAGCCCCUUCAAGUUUUUGUGGUGCCUCAUUCCCAUAAUGACCCAGGUUGGUUGAAGACUUUCAAUGACUACUUUAGAGACAAGACUCAGUAUAUUUUUAAUAACAUGGUCCUAAAGCUGAAAGAAGACUCAAGCAGGAAGUUUAUAUGGGCUGAGAUCUCUUACCUUUCAAAGUGGUGGGAUAUGAUAGAUAUUCCGAAGAAGGAAGCUGUUAAAAGCUUGCUACAGAAUGGUCAGCUCGAGAUUGUGACGGGUGGCUGGGUUAUGCCUGACGAAGCCACGGCACAUUAUUUUGCCUUAAUUGACCAACUAAUUGAAGGGCAUCAAUGGCUGGAAAAAAAUCUAGGAGUGAAACCUCGAUCAGGUUGGGCCAUAGAUCCUUUUGGACAUUCACCAACAAUGGCUUAUCUUCUAAAACGUUCUGGAUUUUCCCACAUGCUCGUCCAGAGAAUCCAUUAUGCCGUGAAAAAACACUUCUCUUUGCAAAAAACUCUGGAAUUCUUUUGGAGACAGAAUUGGGAUCUUGGAUCCGUCACAGAUAUUUUGUGCCACAUGAUGCCCUUCUACAGCUAUGACAUCCCUCACACCUGUGGACCUGACCCUAAAAUAUGCUGCCAGUUUGAUUUUAAACGGCUUCCUGGAGGCAGAUAUGGUUGUCCCUGGGGAGUCCCACCCGAAGCAAUAUCUCCUGGAAAUGUGCAAAGCAGGGCUCAAAUGCUACUAGAUCAGUACCGGAAAAAGUCCAAACUUUUCCGUACUAAAGUUCUCCUGGCUCCUCUGGGAGACGAUUUCCGGUUCAGUGAAUACACAGAGUGGGAUCUGCAGUACAGGAAUUACGAGCAACUAUUUAAUUACAUGAACUCUCAACCCAGUCUUAAUGUGAAGAUUCAGUUUGGAACUUUAUCUGACUAUUUUGAUGCACUGGAAAAAGCAUCUGAGAAGAGUGCCCAGUCCCUGUUCCCUGUCCUGAGUGGAGACUUCUUCACUUACGCCGACCGAGACGAUCAUUACUGGAGUGGCUACUUCACAUCCAGACCUUUCUACAAACGCAUGGAUAGGACCAUGGAAUCGCGUCUCCGGACUGCUGAAAUUCUUUACCAUUUGGCCUUGAAGCAAGCUCAGAAAUACAAGAUAAAUAAGUUCCUCUCAUUACCACACUACACAACACUGACAGAAGCCAGAAGGAACUUAGGACUGUUUCAGCAUCACGAUGCCAUCACAGGAACUGCGAAAGACUGGGUGGUCGUGGAUUAUGGUACCAGACUCUUUCAGUCACUAAAUUUUUUGGAGAAGAUAAUUGGAGAUUCUGCAUUUCUCCUCAUCUUAAAGGAUAAAAAGAUGUACCAGUCUCAGCCUUCUGACACCUUCUUGGAGAUGGACAUGAAGCAAAUUUCACAAGAUUCUCUGCCAAAAAAAACUGUGAUACAACUGAAUGCACAGGAGCCCAGGUAUCUCGUGGUCUACAAUCCUUUUGAACAAGAACGGGCCUCGGUGGUGUCCGUCUGUGUGAACUCUGCUGCAGUGCAAGUGCUGUCUGAUACAGGAAAGCCCAUGGAGGUUCAAGUCAGCGCAGUCUGGAAUGACGCAAGAACCAUUUCACAAACAGCCUAUGAGGUGUCUUUUCUAGCUCAUAUACCACCUCUGGGAAUGAAAGUGUACAAGAUCAUAGAAUCACAGAGUUCGAGUUCACACAUGGCUGACUAUUUCCUGUAUAAUGGUGGCGUAGCAGAAAAUGGAAGAUUCCUCGUGAAGAACAUGAUAGGUGCGGGGGAUGCUAUAACUAUAGAGAACUCCUUCCUUGCGCUAUGGUUUGACCGAUCUGGGCUUAUGGAGAAAGUGAGAAUGAAAGAAGACGGCAGACACCAUGAAAUGAAGGUGCAGUUUCUCUGGUAUGGAACCACAAGUAGAAGAGACAAAAGUGGUGCCUAUCUCUUCUUGCCCGAUGGGCAGGGCCAGCCAUAUGUUUCCCUACGGCCGCCCCUUGUCAGAGUGACACACGGAAGGAUCUAUUCGGAAGUGACCUCCUUCUUUGAACAUGUGACUCAUACAGUCCGACUGUACAACGUACAGGGAAUAGAAAGGCAGUCGGUGGAAGUUUCGAAUAUUGUGGACAUUCGAACUGUGCAUAACCGUGAGAUUGUAAUGAGAAUUUCAUCAAAAAUAAACAGCCAAAAUAGAUUUUUUACCGACCUGAAUGGAUACCAGAUUCAGCCUAGAAGGACAAUGAGCAAAUUGCCUCUUCAAGCCAACGUUUACCCAAUGAGCACGAUGGCGUACAUCCAGGAUGCCGAGCACCGGCUCACGCUGCUCUCCGCUCAGUCCUUAGGCACUGCCAGCAUGGCUUCUGGUCAAAUUGAAGUCUUCAUGGAUCGAAGACUCAUGCAAGAUGAUAACCGUGGCCUUGGGCAAGGCGUCCAUGAUAAUAAGAUUACAGCUAAUUUGUUUCGAAUCCUGCUGGAGAAGAGAAAUGGUGUGAACACGGAAGAAGAGAAGAAGAGUCCAGUCAGUUAUCCCUCACUCCUCAGCCACUUGACUUCGUCCUUCCUCAAUCAUCCCUUCCUCCCCAUGGUACUGAGUGCCAAGCUCUCCUCGCCCGCUGUCGAGCUGCUGAGUGAGUUGCAUCUGCUCCAGUCAUCUCUACCGUGUGACAUCCAUCUGGUUAACCUGCGCACAAUACAGUCAAAGACGGGCAAAGACUAUUCAGAUGAGGCAGCCUUGAUCCUCCACAGAAAAGGGUUCGAUUGCCAAUUCUCCAGUAGAGGCACGGGGCUCUCCUGUUCUACUACUCAGGGAAAGAUGUCAGUCCCAAAACUUUUCAACAAGUUUGCUGUGGAAAGUCUCACCCUUUCGUCACUGUCCUUGAUGCACUCGCCCCCAGAUGCCCAGAAUAUAAGUGACAUCACCCUGAGUCCCAUGGAAAUCAGCACAUUCCGAAUCCGCCUGAGGUGAAACUGACUGCCGGAUUUGAGUGGAGAAACUCUGGCUUUGUAACUUUCCUUGGUUUCUACGUGCAAUAACUAAGCACAUUACUUUAGCUUCUGGCUACUGUGAGAACAUGAAUUCUGUGAUUUAUUUUUUUUUUAAAGAACCAGUCUAGUAAGAAAAGAAGAAAAAGCCAUGAUUUCAAAAAGGUUUCUUUUUCUAAGUUUGUCCACAAGCUGCCGCCGUCAGUGUGAACUGGUGUUACAAAAAUGAAGACUUACAGGAAGACAACCCCUCAACAGACUGUAUCUCAGGUUAAAUGCUAGCUAAGUAUGUUUGCGUUGAGGGUUGUAUAGAGAUUCUUAAAAAUAUCCACGUUUCAAAUCAUUAGUUUUAUAAAAAAAAAAAUAAAAUACCCAUUUGAAAAUGGAAAGAAAAAUAAACAAAAGUUGGUGGGUAAUAGUUUAAUGGCCAAAAUAGUUGUAAUCAUUGAUCAUUGCUACAAAUUUAAAUUUUUUGUGUGCUUAAAAACAUGUGGAAAAGUGCAAUCCCUCAACCCUUCCGCUAAAUGUAGUUCAUUUUCAUACUCUUUCCCAGUGAACCUCUUCACUGUCCUUUCCUACCCCUACAGUUAAAACAAUAGCUGAUUUUUUAGGCAUUCACCAGUAGAAACAGAGGCAUAUUUUCAUUACUUGACAAUGUGGGAUUGGUGCAAUUUAUUCCAUUGUCACAGAAACAGAAGAAGCAAUUCCAUUUUAGGUACCACAAGGUGUCUUUUUACACAGCUCAUUUGAAUACAGGUGUUCCAAGGCGGGGUUUUCUAUUUUUAAAUUACCAUAUCAAAAAUAAAUGUGCCUUAUUUUUUUAUAAGUCUUGUUAAAUCUUUUGGUGUCCAUAUUACUGUUUGGGAAGGGGAGGGGUGUUGGGAGGCCGGGGCAGGGGGGUAGGUACUUUCUAUGACACAUAAAUUAUAUAAUUUUUCGCUUGAUAAUGCUGGCCACGUUCUGAUCUAUUUCAUUCAAUUUGUGGUGGUGUUAAUCAAAACAUUUUGACUAUUUGAAUGUACUGAGAUGUCAGAAAACAAAACAAGGAAGAAAAAUAUUGUUAAUUAAAAUAUGCUGCUG
Molecule: messenger RNA, 4532 nt
Organism: Microtus ochrogaster (prairie vole)
Lineage: Eukaryota; Metazoa; Chordata; Mammalia; Rodentia; Cricetidae
Gene: Man2a1
Product: mannosidase alpha class 2A member 1
Biological process (GO): protein deglycosylation; mannose metabolic process; N-glycan processing
Cellular component (GO): Golgi membrane
Molecular function (GO): carbohydrate binding; alpha-mannosidase activity
Source: RefSeq, a predicted model, not a curated record